Messenger RNA from Paraglomus occultum, 837 nucleotides. Lineage: Eukaryota; Fungi; Glomeromycota; Glomeromycetes; Paraglomerales; Paraglomeraceae. The record is from the annotation of a GenBank genome assembly.
AUGAAUCGUAACCCCAGCAAAUUUUACCCCGUAAAGGAUUUUCUUACUGCCCAUUCUUAUUUGGUGCAAUUUCAGGAAAAAGAAGAGAGCGGAAAAAGUUUAACUAAGGCCGAGCAGGCUAAACAAGAACGCAUUUAUGAAUUGCGAGAUAAAGUCUUUGUUAACAUGCAAAAAGAAUUAGCUAAUUAUUAUGAAGCAGUGAUUAACGGCAAUUAUCUUUACGAUGAUUUAGCCGAAAACGGAGUCCACAACACUAGUGAAAUUAUGCGAUUAUGUGAACUAGGUGAAAUUUUAAUCAGAGAUUAUCGAGAGACAGACAAGAAAGAACUAGCCAUCGGAAAACAUUGGUUGAGUUUAACUCCGGAGCAACAGGAGAAGCUAAUUAGAUAUUGGAGUUACGAAAAGGCGAGAAUAGAAAACAAUUUCCUUACUACUACUGAACAAUUAGAAAAGCAAAGCCAAGAACACUUAAAAGAUAUUGAAUCAGCCAAAUUUCACGAAGAAAGAGUUGUUACAGUUGUUGUUGAUAUUAUUGUUUCACAUUUUCAUAAAAAUGAAAUAAAAGAGAAUACUGGAGAAGAGAUAAAGGGAAUAAUCCCGAAAUUAAUUGAAGAAGUAGAAAAGAGAGCAAAAGCCGAAAGCGAAAAAAAAGUGUUGGAUACUUUACAUGACGACUCAGAAAAAGGUUUAAAAAAUUGGAAAAAGAGAGUAGAGAAAUUUGAGAACGUGAAUAAAAAAUAUUACGAAUUACUUUUAAAAUCGGGGAUUAAAUUGGAAAAAAGCGACCAUGAUGACACGCCCUUUGAAGAAUGGAAAAGAGAAAGAAAGUUAAAGUAA